Spea bombifrons (plains spadefoot toad) is the source of this 2167-nucleotide messenger RNA. It is a transcript of the gene CAPN11, whose product is annotated as calpain 11. NCBI's taxonomy places the organism in Eukaryota, Metazoa, Chordata, Amphibia, Anura, Pelobatidae. The transcript has 21 exons. Gene Ontology annotation, biological process: proteolysis. The record is from RefSeq and is a predicted model, not a curated record. Gene Ontology annotation, cellular component: cytoplasm. Gene Ontology annotation, molecular function: calcium-dependent cysteine-type endopeptidase activity; calcium ion binding. Bases 25 to 2142 code for a protein of 705 amino acids.
AUAUUUACCCCCUGUGCAGCGAGUAUGACGCCGUUCGGUGGCAUCGCGUCCAAGCUGAGGAUCGAUCGGCUGAAGGCGGCCGGCGUGGGGUCCCACGAUUGUGCCGUGAAAUACCUGGGCCAGGACUUCGAGAGCCUGAGGCAGCAGUGUGUGGAGAGCGGGACUCUCUUCGAAGACCCCCAGUUCCCGGCCGCCACCCCCACGCUGGGCUUCAAGGAGCUCGGCCCCGGCUCCAGCAAAGUCCGUGGCGUGACGUGGAAGCGCCCGUCGGAAAUCGUGGACGACCCACAGUUCAUCGUUGGUGGAGCGACCAGGACGGACAUCUGUCAGGGGGCACUGGGUGACUGCUGGCUCCUGGCUGCCAUCGGCUCUCUGACUCUGAACGAGGAGCUGUUACACCGCGUGGUACCCCACGGCCAGAGCUUCCAGGACGACUACGCCGGCAUCUUCCAUUUCCAGAUCUGGCAGUUUGGGGAGUGGGUGGACGUGGUCGUGGACGACCGUCUGCCGGUGAAGGACGGGGAGCUGGUGUUCGUUCACUCGGCUGAGUGCACGGAGUUCUGGAGUGCGCUGCUGGAGAAGGCGUACGCCAAGCUGAACGGCUCCUACGAGGCUCUGUCGGGUGGCAGUACCACGGAGGGCUUCGAGGACUUCACUGGCGGAGUGGCCGAGAUGUACGAAUUACGGAAAGCCCCCCGUGACCUGGACAGGAUCAUCCGCCGGGCGCUGGAGCGAGGGUCUCUGCUGGGGUGCUCUAUCGAUAUCACGAGCGCUCAUGACAUGGAGGCCGUCACAUUCAAGAAGCUUGUGAAGGGCCACGCGUACUCCGUCACCGCUCUCAAAGAGGUAAAUUACAGGGGCCAAUUGGAGAAACUGAUCCGUAUCCGGAACCCCUGGGGGCAAGUGGAGUGGACAGGAGCGUGGAGCGAUAACUCUUCUGAGUGGAACGAGGUGGACCCCUCGGAACGGGAGGACCUGCAACUGAAGAUGGAGGACGGGGAGUUCUGGAUGUCGUUCCAGGAGUUCCUGCGUCAGUUCUCCCGGCUGGAAAUCUGUAAUCUCACCCCCGACGCGCUCGACAAAGACGGCCUCGGCAAGUGGCACACCACCCUCUACGACGGCACGUGGCGGAGGGGCAGCACGGCCGGGGGCUGCAGGAACAACCCGGCCACCUUCUGGAUCAACCCUCAGUUUAAGGUGACGCUACUGGAGGAGGACGACGACCCGGCCGAUAACGAGCUGGCCUGCAGCUUCCUGGUGGCCCUAAUGCAGAAGAACCGGCGGCAGCAGCGGCGGGUGGGCGGAGACAUGCAUACGAUUGGCUUCGCCGUCUACGAGGUCCCGGACGAGUUUAAGGGCUGCCAGAACGUCCACUUGAAGAAGGAUUUCUUCCUGCGGCAUCAGUCCUGCGCCCGCUCGGAAACCUUCAUCAACCUGCGCGAGGUCAGCAACCAGAUCCGACUCCCGCCAGGGGAGUACAUCAUCGUCCCGUCCACGUUCGAGCCCCACAAGGAGGGAGACUUCGUGCUGCGGAUCUUCACGGAGAAACACUCGGACAUCCAGGAGCUGGACGAGGAGGUGUCGGCAGACCUGCCCGAGGAAGAGCAUCUGACAGAAGACGACGUAGAAGAUUCCUUCAAGAACAUGUUCCAGCAGCUGGCCGGAGACGAUAUGGAGAUCAGCGUCUUUGAGCUGAAGAACAUCCUGAACAGAGUGGUGAGCAGACACAAAGACCUGAAGACGGACGGGUUCAGCAUGGAGUCCUGCCGCCAGAUGGUGAACCUCAUGGACAAAGAUGGCAGCGGCAAGCUGGGCGUGGUGGAGUUUCAGAUCCUGUGGAAUAAGAUUCGCAGUUGGCUGACCAUCUUCAGGCAGCACGAUCUGGAUAAAUCCGGAACGAUGAGCGCCUACGAGCUGCGCCUCGCCCUGGAAAGUGCCGGUUUCCGGCUGAAUAAUAAGCUGAUGCAGGUGCUGGUGGCGCGUUUUGCGGAUAACGAGCUCGGGGUGGAUUUCGAUAACUUUGUCUGCUGCCUGGUGAAGCUGGAGGCCAUGUUCAGGUUUUUCAAGGGCAUCGACCAGGAUGGCAGUGGCUCUGCAGAGAUGAACCUCGGAGAGUGGUUGACGCUGACUAUGUGCGGAUAAUCGCACCGCCUGCCGUGCCGCCGCC